Leptosia nina is the source of this 7353-nucleotide messenger RNA. NCBI's taxonomy places the organism in Eukaryota, Metazoa, Arthropoda, Insecta, Lepidoptera, Pieridae. The record is from the annotation of a GenBank genome assembly.
AUGCUAACCCGUGAUAGUGUGACGUUAUUCACGGUGUGUUUAAGUACCUUGUCUGAUGCUGCAAAAAUCCUCGCCGUGUUCCCUACUCCGUCAGUCAGCCACCAAGUAGUUUUUCGACCAUUUACUCAAACCCUGGCUCAACGAGGACAUCAAGUCACAGUGAUUACCACAGAUCCUGUCUUCAAGGAUAGAGAACAUCCAGCAAACUUAACGGAAAUAAAUCUCCAUGACUUAUCAUAUAAAGUAUGGACAGAACAAUUUGUGUUAGCACUCGAGUUUGGACGAAAGCAUACUAUCUACGAUCAAAUAGGGACCGCCAUAAAAAUCCUUAAAAAUUUGACCAUAGAACAAUUGAUGAACGAAGAAAUACGACAAUUGAUGAAGUAUGAAAGACAUCAUUUUGACCUCCUAAUUUUGGAAGCAUGGACGAGACAGACGUUUGUAUACUCACACAUAUUUAAAGCACCAGUGAUUUGUGUGAGUUCAUUUAACUUGUUCAUGGGCAACGAUAAGACGUUUGGGAUUCCGAUUCACCCUCUAAAAUAUCCUCUCACGUUUCAACAAAGACUGUAUAACUUAACACUUUUAGAGAAACUAGACGAAUUAUACAAAAACUGGUGGUUCCAUUCAGAGUGGUCGUCUAGUGCGGCAGACGAAAUUCAAGCUUUUCGCGCGAUUUUGGGCCCUGGUUUACCGGAUUAUAAUGAGUUUUACCAAAAUGCUGACAUGCUAUUUUUAAAUAUUCAUCCAAUUUGGAUGGAUAACCAGCCGUUACCAUCAAACGUGAUAUCAAUUUGGGGCAUCCAUAGGAAACCAGAAAAGGAAUUGCCGCGUGAUCUAAAGUCAUAUUUAGAUAACUCUAAGAAUGGCGUCAUAUAUCUUAGCUUUGGAACGAAUGCGCCGUCAACUACUCUGCCACCUGACUUUAUUCGUCUUUUGACCCGGGUAUUUUCAAAGUUGCCGUACGACGUUUUAUGGAAAUGGGAAAAAGAUGUCAUGCCGGGAAAACCAGAUAACGUUAAAAUAAUGAAGUGGUUCCCGCAAUCGGACCUUCUGAGACAUCCGAAAAUAAAAAUCUUUGUUACUCAAGGAGGUUUGCAGUCGACGGAUGAAGCCAUAACUGCUGGAGUACCACUUAUUGGCAUACCGAUGCUUGGUGAUCAGUGGUACAAUGUGGAGAAAUACGAGAAACUCAAAAUCGGUGCCCGGCUCGACAUGGAAACAAUUACUGAAGAUAAAUUUGAGGAUGCCAUUAACUUACUCAUAAACGAUACGAGUUUCAGACACAAUAUUGUAAAACUUCACAGUUUGAUGAAUGAUCAGCCCCAAACCGCCUUAGACAGGGCUAUUUGGUGGACAGAAUACGUAAUACGACAUGGUGGGGCGAAGCACCUCCGAGCCGCUGCGGCCAACUUGUCCUGGUGGGAUUAUUAUGAGAUUGACUUCGUAUUGACACUAGGAGUGAUUUUAUCAUAACACAUACGUCGUUCCAUCAGUAAAGGUCCAUCUUUCAUGAUGGCAUCUACAGUUAGUGUGACGUUUAUCGCGCUGUGUUUAAGUAGCGUGUCUGAUGCUGCCAAAAUUCUUGCUGUUUUUCCUACUCCGUCGAUCAGUCACCAAAUAAUUUUUCGGCCAUUAACUCAAGGACUGGCUCAACGAGGACAUGAAGUCACUGUGAUUACCACAGAUCCUGUCUUCAAAGACACAGAACCGCCAGCAAAUUUAACGGAAAUAGAUCUCCAUGACCUAUCAUACAAAGUAUGGACAGAACAAUUUGUGUUAGCACUCGAGUUUGGACGAAAGUAUACUAUCUACGAUCAAGUAGGGACCGCCAUAAAAAUCCUUAAAAAUUUGACCAUAGAACAAUUGACGAACAAAGAAAUUCAAAAAUUGAUGAAGUAUGAUAAACACCAUUUCGAUCUCCUAAUUUUUGAAGCAUGGACAAGACAGACGUUUGUAUACUCACACAUAUUUAAAGCACCAGUGAUUUGUGUGAGCUCAUUUAACUUGUUCAUGGGCAACGAUGAGACCUUUGGGAUUCCGUUUCAUCCUUUAAAAUAUCCUCUAACGUUUCAACAAAGACUGUAUAACUUAACAUUUUUAGAGAAACUAGACGAAUUAUACAAAAACUGGUGGUUCCAUUCAGAGUGGUCGUCUAAGGCAGCAGGGGAAAUUCAAGCUUUUCGUACGGUUUUGGGCCCGGGUUUACCGAAUUAUAAUGAACUUUACCAAAAUGUUGAUAUGCUAUUUUUAAACACACAUCCAAUUUGGAUGCAUAACCAGCCGUUGCCUUCAAACGUGAUAUCAAAUUGGGGUAUCCAUAAGGAACCUGAAAAGGAAUUGCCGCAUGAUCUAAAGACAUACUUGAAUGUCUCUAAGAAUGGUGUCAUAUACCUCAGCUUUGGAACGAACGCACCAUCAACUACUUUGCCACCUAACUUUAUUCGUCUUUUGAUCCGGGUAUUUUCAAAGUUGCCGUACGACGUUUUAUGGAAAUGGGAAAAAGAUGUCAUGCCGGGGAAACCAGACAACGUCAAAAUAGAAAAGUGGUUCCCGCAAUCGGCUCUUUUGAAACAUCCAAAAAUCAAAGUCUUUGUAACUCAAGGAGGUUUGCAGUCGACGGAUGAAGCCAUAACAGCUGGAGUACCACUUAUUGGUAUUCCGAUGCUUGGUGAUCAGUGGCACAAUGUGGAGAAAUACGAGAAGCACAAAAUCGGUGUCCGGCUCGAUAUGGAAACAAUAACAGAAGAUAAAUUCGAAAAUGCUAUUCAUUCAGUCAUAAACGAUACGAGUUUCAGAGACAAUAUUAAGAAGCUUCACACUUUCAUGAAUGAUCAGCCUCAAAGCGCCUUAGAUAGGGCUAUUUGGUGGACAGAGUACGUAAUACGGCAUGUGACGACAGAACACGUAAGUCAUUCCAUCAGUAAAGGUCCAUCUUUCAUGAUGGCAUCUACAGCCAGUGUGACAUUAAUCGCGCUGUGUUUAAGUAGCGUGUCUGAUGCUGCAAAAAUUCUUGCUGUAUUUCCUACUCCAUCGAUCAGUCACCAAGUAAUUUUUGGAUCAUUAACUCAAGGGCUGGUUCAACGCGGGCACGAUGUAACAGUUAUUACUGCAGAUCCCGUCUUCAAAAAUACAAAACCACCAGAUAACUUAACGGAAAUAAAUAUACACGAUGUGUCAUACAAAAUAUGGAGAGAAGGGUUCGUGUAUGCUCUCAAGUUUGGACCAAGACAUACUAUCUACCAUCAAUACAGCACUAUCGUCAAACUUCUGAAGAAAUUGGCUCUAAAGCAAUUAAUGGAAAAUGAAAUACAAGAAUUGUUGAAGUAUGAUACAAAACAUUUUGAUGUCAUACUUCUAGAAGCAUGGACUAGGCAAACGUUUGUAUAUUCUUAUGUGUUUAAAGCUCCUGUGAUUUGUGUUAGUUCAUUUGGCUUAAUGAUAGGGAACGAAGAGACUUUUGGGAUUCCGAAUAACCCCCUAAAAUACCCUCUACCAUUACAACAAAGACUUUAUAACUUAACGUUUUUGGAGAAACUAGAAGAACUAUACAAAAACUGGUGGUACCGGUCGGAGUGGUCAUCUAAGGCGGCAGAUGAAAUUGAAGCUUUUCGAGGGGUUUUGGGUCCGGGUUUGCCAGAGUAUACUGAAUUGUACAAUAAUGCUGAUAUGCUUUUCUUAAACAUUCACCCAAUUUGGAUUGAUAACCAGCCGUUGCCUUCAAACGUCAUAUCAAUUUGGGGUGUCCAUAAGAAGCCUGAAAAGGAAUUGCCACACAAUUUGAAGUCGUACUUAGACAAUUCUAAAAACGGCAUCAUAUAUCUCAGCUUCGGAUCGAACGUACCAUCAACUACUCUGCCACCUGACUUCAUUCGUCUAUUGCUCCGAGUGUUUUCAAAGUUGCCUUACGACGUUUUAUGGAAAUGGGAAAAGGACGUUAUGCCAGGAAAACCCGACAACGUUAAAAUAGAAAAGUGGUUCCCGCAAUCGGAUCUUCUGAAACAUCCUAAGGUCAAAGUCUUCGUAACUCAAGGAGGUAUGCAGUCGACGGAUGAAGCCAUAACGGCUGGAGUACCACUUAUAGGAAUUCCGAUGCUGGGUGACCAGUGGUACAAUGUGGAGAAAUACGAAAAGCACAAAAUCGGUGUCCGUCUCGACAUGGAAACGAUAACUGAAGAUAAAUUCGAAGAUGCUAUUAAGUUAGUCUUGAAAGACACAAGUUAUAGAGACAAUAUUGUGAAGCUCCGCACUUUAAUGAAUGAUUCUCCUCAAACCGCAUUGGAUAGAUUUGUUUGGUGGACAGAGUACGUAAUACGACAUGGUGGGGCGAAGCACCUUCGAUCCGCUACAGCCAACAUGUCUUGGUGGGACUAUAAUGAGAUGGAUCUCGUAUUUAAACUAGAAAUAAUAGUUUUAUCUAUAUUGAUAGCAGUUUUACUUAUAAGCUACCAAAUGUAUGAUGUUACAGUAAUUACUACAGACCCUGUCUUCACAAAUACAAUACCACCUGGUAACUUGACGGAAAUAGAUAUACACGAUGUAUCAUACAACAUAUGGAGAGAAGAAUUCGUAUAUGCCGUCGAGUUUGGAAGAAGGCAUACUAUCUACCAUCGAUACAGUACCGCCGUUAAACUUCUAAAGAAAUUGACUCUAAAGCAAUUAAUGGAAAAUGAAAUACAAGAAUUGUUGAAGUAUGAUACAAAACAUUUUGAUGUCAUACUUCUAGAAGCAUGGACUAGGCAAACGUUUGUAUAUUCUUAUGUGUUUAAAGCUCCUGUGAUUUGUGUUAGUUCAUUUGGCUUAAUGAUAGGGAACGAAGAGACUUUUGGGAUUCCGAAUAACCCCCUAAAAUACCCUCUACCGUUACAACAAAGACUUUAUAACUUAACGUUUUUGGAGAAACUAAAAGAACUAUACAAAAACUGGUGGUACCGGUCGGAGUGGUCAUCUAAGGCGACAGAUGAAAUUGAAGCUUUUCGAGGGGUUUUGGGUCCGGGUUUGCCAGAGUAUACUGAAUUGUACAAUAAUUCUGAUAUGCUUUUCUUAAACAUUCACCCAAUUUGGAUUGAUAACCAGCCGUUGCCUUCAAACGUCAUAUCAAUUUGGGGUGUCCAUAAGAAGCCUGAAAAGGAAUUGCCACGUAAUCUGAAGUCUUACUUAGACAAUUCUGAAAACGGCAUCAUAUAUCUCAGCUUCGGAUCGAACGUACCAUCAACUACUCUGCCACCUGACUUCAUUCGUCUGUUAACCCGGGUGGUUUCAAAGUUGCCUUACGAGGUUUUAUGGAAAUGGGAAAAGGAUGUUAUGCCAGGAAAACCCGACAACGUUAAAAUAGGAAAGUGGUUCCCGCAAUCGGAUCUUCUGAAACAUCCUAAGGUCAAAGUUUUCGUAACUCAAGGAGGUUUGCAGUCGACGGAUGAAGCAAUAACGGCUGGAGUACCACUUAUCGGAAUUCCGAUGAUGAGUGAUCAGUGGUACAACGUGGAGAAAUAUGAAAAGCACAAAAUCGGUGUCCGGCUCGACAUGGAAACGAUAACUGAAGAUAAAUUCGAAGAUGCUAUUAAUUUGUUCUUAAAAGAUACAAGUUAUAGGGACAAUAUUGUAAAGCUCCGAGCCUUAAUGAAUGAUUCCCCCCAUACCGCAUUGGAUAGAGCUGUUUGGUGGACAGAGUACGUAAUACGACAUGGUGGGGCGAAAAACCUUCGAGCCGCUGCAGCUAAUAUGCCAUUAUGGGAUUAUUGCGAGAUGGAUUUAGUGUUAACACUAGCAAUUAAAGGUCCAUCUUUCAUGAUGGCAUCUACAGCUAGUGUGACGUUAAUCGCACUGUGUUUAAGUAGCGUUGCUGAUGCUGCAAAAAUUCUUGCUGUAUUUCCUACUCCGUCGAUCAGUCACCAAGUAAUUUUUCGGCCAUUAACUCAAGGACUGGUUCAACGCGGACACGAUGUGACAGUAAUUACUGCAGACCCCGUCUUCAAAAAUACAAAACCACCAGAUAACUUAACGGAAAUAGAUAUACACGAUGUAUCAUACAAAAUAUGGAGAGAAGAAUUCGUGUAUGCCCUCGAGUUUGGAAGAAGGCAUACUAUCUACCAUCAAUACAGUACCGCCGUUAAACUUCUAAAGAAAUUGACUGUAAAGCAAUUAAUGGAAAAUGAAAUACAAGAAUUGUUGAAGUAUGAUACAAAACAUUUUGAUGUCAUACUUCUAGAAGCAUGGACUAGGCAAACGUUUGUAUAUUCGUAUGUGUUUAAAGCGCCAGUGAUUUGUGUUAGUUCAUUUGGCUUAAUGAUGGGGAACGAAGAGACAUUUGGGAUUCCGAAUAACCCCCUAAAAUACCCUUUACCGUUACAACAAAGACUUUAUAACUUAACGUUUUUGGAGAAACUAGAAGAACUGUACAAAAACUGGUGGUACCGGUCGGAGUGGUCAACUAAGGAGGCAGAUGAAAUUGAAGCUUUUCGAGGGGUUUUGGGCCCUUCUUUGCCUGAAUAUAACGAGUUGUACAAUAAUGCUGAUAUGCUUUUCUUAAACACUCACCCAAUUUGGAUAGAUAACCAGCCUUUGCCUUCAAACGUCAUAUCAAUUUGGGGUAUCCAUAAGAAACCUGAAAAAGAAUUGCCGCAUAGUCUGAAGUCCUACUUAGACGAUUCUAAAUAUGGUGUCAUAUAUAUCAGCUUUGGAACGAACGCACCGUCAACUACUCUGCCACCUGACUUCAUUCGUCUAUUGAUCCGGGUGUUUUCAAAGUUGCCGUAUGACGUUUUAUGGAAAUGGGAAAAGGAUGUUAUGCCGGGAAAACCCGACAAUGUUAAAAUAGGAAAGUGGUUCCCGCAAUCGGAUCUUCUGAGACAUCCUAAGGUCAAAGUCUUCGUAACUCAAGGAGGUUUACAGUCGACGGAUGAAGCCAUAACGGCCGGAGUACCACUUAUCGGAAUUCCGAUGCUGGGUGACCAGUGGUACAAUGUGGAGAAAUACGAGAAGCACAAAAUCGGUGUCCGGCUCGACAUGGAAACAAUAACUGAAGAUAAAUUCGAAGAUGCUAUUAAUUCGGUCAUAAACGAUACGAGUUAUAGGGACAAUAUUGCAACGCUCCGAACCUUAAUGAAUGAUUCUCCUCAAACCGCAUUGGAUAGGGCUGUUUGGUGGACAGAGUACGUAAUACGACAUGGUGGGGCGAAGCACCUUCGAGCCGCUGCAGCCAACAUGUCCUGGUGGGAUUAUUACGAGAUGGAUCUUUUAUUGAAAUCAGGACUGAUAGUUUUAUCUAUAUUCAUAAUAGUUUUCCUUAUAAGCCACAAAUUGUAUGUAAGAGUAUUUAAAAACUUGGUCUUUAAAAAACUUAAAGCUAGUUAA